Molecule: messenger RNA, 7013 nt
Organism: Seriola aureovittata
Lineage: Eukaryota; Metazoa; Chordata; Actinopteri; Carangiformes; Carangidae
Gene: kdm6a
Product: lysine (K)-specific demethylase 6A
Exons: 30
Coding region: 1474-5874 (1466 amino acids)
Biological process (GO): heart development; regulation of gene expression
Cellular component (GO): MLL3/4 complex
Molecular function (GO): RNA polymerase II cis-regulatory region sequence-specific DNA binding; chromatin DNA binding; protein binding
Source: RefSeq, a predicted model, not a curated record
AAUAAAAGUAAUAAUAAUUUCCAGUGGCUUUCAGUGUAUUUACAUACACUUCCAAGAACAAUGUUCAAGAAGAACAAACAUAGACAUAUAACUUAACAAUUUUGUGAUAAUACUUAGAUUCCAUAUAUUAGCCUGUAAGUAUAUACUUAAAUGUCAGGUCAAUGUCUAUAUAUUUGGAAUACCUGGCCGAUGAAAAGAGUUUUAAAAGUUUCAGCACAAGCAAGUAAUUGAAAAGAAUAAGUAAGUAGUGGAUGGGUGUAUGGGAAUGCAAGAGUGCAGGACUAAUAUAAAGUUACUUUAUACAUACAUAUAUGCAUACAGUAUACAGUGUAAGCAUAGUUAUUACUAUUACUAUAUACUAAAAUACUAAUAUACUAUGAAUAUGCUAUACAUAAAUAAGAAGUAAGUCUGUACAUCUGCUACUACUAACAAACAAAUGUAAUUUAAUUGAAAAACAAAAAUAUUGUGACCACACAGAGUCUGUGUGGCUGCUUAAUCCAGUGUUAGGUGAUCUGCCUUAAACUCAUAUAGUGCAAAAAUGCAUUGAAAGCAGCUCAGCCACAAUGGUGGGCAGCCAAAGGUUCAUUAGGUGUUUAACCAGGCAAUGUUCGUAGCCAAAUGAAAUGAAUUUAUGGAUGAAUUUAAAUUUUCUCAGGGAGGAAAUGUUUACCAAAAGUGACUUAAAAAUAUUGCUAAAACCAUGAAGGUAGUUCUAUCAGUGAGGUGGAGGCAGCUUCAGGUAACAUCACCAACAGGUAUGCUUAUUGAAAGUGACUUUGUGUCCUCUGUUUGAAAAUCAUUCUUGAUCCAAAGAUAAAAUGUAAUCUAUCUAUCUAUCUAUCUAUCUAUCUAUCUAUCUAUCUAUCUAUCUAUCUAUCUAUCUAUCUAUCUAUCUAUCUAUCUAUCUAUCUAUCAAGUACUGUAUUUGUGCAACGUUGCAACAAGCAUCCCUGACAGCCGCCCCCCCAUAGACAAACAUGACAGCUAUUUUGACCAAUAGGCUGCCUUUAAAUAUAGUUACGUAAUCAUAAUAUAGCGGGAGGAACCAAUCACGGGACUUUGGGGCGGGCCUUGGAAGCCCAUUGGAGACAGUCAUGUGGCCGCAGACACCGGCCGCUGAUUGGUCGGGGUGACCGGAGGGCGUGUCGACGGUGGCGGCGUGCGUUUGCCUCUGUGACACAAUUACAACAACUUUGAGCCGAUGGUUGGGGAAGUUUGCGAUAUUAUCAAAUAACACUCACUCCUAAAUCCCAACAUUACAUCAACUUCAUGCAUAUAUUGGCACUGGAAUACACGCUGUGUUUUGAUGUACAAUGAGGAGUGUAGAAGGUAAUUUGAAGGGAUCAUUUCCUUGAGGAUUUGGCAAGAAUUACGCUACGCCCCGUUUUAGUCCUGGAUAGGUGUGCAACACUUUCGUUGUUAUUGCAUUUUGCCGGAGUUGCUCGGUCCCGUUGAUCUUCCCGUCUGUUUUCCAUGAAAUCGUGCGGAGUGUCGCUCACCGCCGCUGCCUCUGCUGCUGCCCGGAGUCUCGGCGUUGCUGGUAAUGACGAGGAGAAAAUGGCGUCGGGAAAAGCGACUGAAAUCGAAGAGGACUUUCCGAAGCUAACAGCGCAAGAGAAAGAGAGCUUGGUCGGAAUUGACAGUUCACUGUUUGGAUUUCAUAGGCUUCAAGAAGAUGGCGCCAGAACGAAGGCCUUGCUGUUAAAGGCUGUUAGCUGCUAUGAUGCCCUCAUCCUGAAAGCAGAGGGGAAGGUGGACCCUGAUAUUUUCUGUCAGCUGGGCCACUUCAACCUUCUGCUGGAGGACUAUCAGAAAGCAUUAUCUGCAUACCAGAGGUACUUCAGUUUACAGUCGGACUACUGGAAGAAUGCUGCCUUUUUAUACGGCCUCGGCAUGGUUUACUACCAUUACAACGCCAUUCAGUGGGCAAUCAAGGCGUUCCAGGAGGUGCUUUACAUCGACCCCAGCUUCUCCAGAGCUAAAGAGAUUCAUCUGAGGCUGGGACUCAUGUUUAAAGUCAACACGGACUACGAGUCGAGCUUAAAGCAUUUUCAGCUGGCUUUGAUCGACUCCAAUCUCUGCACUUUGUCCAAAGCUGAAAUUCAGUUUCACAUCGCUCAUUUGUAUGAGAUCCAGAAGAAAUACAGAGCGGCGAAAGAAGCGUAUGAAAGUCUGUUGCAGACGGAAAAUCUUCCUGCACAGGUGAAGGCGACCACACUGCAACAGCUCGGCUGGAUGCAUCACACGGUGGAGCAGCUGGGGGAUAAAGGCACCAAGGACAGCUAUGCCAUCCAGUGUCUGCAGAAGUCUUUAGAAGCAGACCCAAACUCGGGCCAGUCCUGGUACUUUCUCGGCAGGUGCUACUCCAGUAUUGGGAAGGUGCAGGAUGCCUUCAUCUCUUACCGCCAGUCCAUCGAUAAGUCGGAGGCCAGCGCGGACACCUGGUGCUCCAUAGGGGUGCUCUACCAGCAGCAGAACCAGCCUAUGGACGCGCUGCAGGCCUACAUCUGCGCCGUUCAGCUGGACCACAGCCACGCCGCCGCCUGGAUGGACCUGGGCACGCUCUACGAGUCCUGCGGGCAGCCGCACGACGCGAUCAAGUGCUACAUCAACGCCACGCGCAGCAGGGCCUGCCUCAACACCGCCGCUCUCACACAGCGCAUCAAACUGCUGCAGGCUCAGUUGUGUAACCUACAGCCAGGUAGUCUGCAGAAUAAGAGUAAAAUGCUUCCUAGUAUUGAGGAGGCGUGGAGCCUUCCCAUUCCUGCUGAGCUCACGUCCAGGCAGGGGGCCUUGAACACUGCACAGGCACAGCAGGCCUGCAAGGGGGAGGGAGGCCAGUCCGCCAGUAACCACACAGACCCGCAGGCCAGUCCGGCCAAGAGGAAACGCACUGCCAGCCCAGCGAAGAGUGUCGCAGACGCGUGGGCAAACAGCAGCGGUCAGCAGCAGAUCCCCAGCUGGUACCUGACGCCACAGAAGCUUCAGCACCUGGAACACCUGCGGACCAACCGAGCAAACCUCAAGCCCCCACAGGUGCAGAUGCUGGAGCAGCUGGAGAACCAGUUCUCUCUCAUGCAGCAACAUCAGCAGCAGCAGAUGCGGCAGCAGGCAGCAGCCGGUGGACAACCGCGGCCCAGCCUCCCCAACGGUCCUCUGGCCGAGCCCCCCCACCACCACGCCGGCCUCUCCUGCGCCUCCCCCCUCAAUCACACGGCCGCCCGGCCCCCGUGCGUCACCCAGCCCACGGCCAACGGAACCUGUUCUUCGAGUCCCUCGGCGGCGGGGGGGCCGCUGGGACACCUGGAGAAGAAUCACACCCUGGGACUGGGAGGUGGCGGCGCGAGCAACGGAAACGUGCCUUACCCGCAGCAGAACUCUCUACCUCACAACUGCACAGCCGCCAGUCACCCCAGCACCAGCAGCACUACCAGUAGUCCCAGUCACACAUACGAGACAUGGAGGAGCCAGCAACGCAACACUACCACUCAGGGGCUUCACAAAGGUCCAGGUUCACAUUCGGCGGGUCCCAAUGGAGAACCCCCUUUCUCUUCCUCCUCCUCCCCUCAGACCUCGUUCUCUUCCUCUGGCAUUCUGAAUCAGGUUGGACAUUCCUCUGGGCCCUGCACUGCCUCCUCCUCAGCCUCCUCUCUGUCCCCCACCUCCCCCCAGACCACACCCAACCACCUGUCCUCGCCUCCCCACUCCGCUACUACCUCAGGGGUCCACACCAAAGACACCACGCCUUCAGGGGGCAGCAACGGCAGCGGCAUCGCCGCCGCCGCCACUUUGCCAUCAGGUCCGGAGGCCGCCGUCAGGCAUUCCGCCGGGACGCCCCUUAGUCCCGGCCCCACCCCCGCGCAGGGAUUGACUAAUCACGUCCAGCCGCGGGUGACGGACAGCUCUGCGAGCCCGUCUCAGCCCGGCUCUCCUGCCCCCGGCGUGCUCAGUUCAGACAAUCCUCAGCUCUCAGCCUUGCUAAAGGGAAAAGCCAAUACUACCAGUAAUGACAAUAACAAUAACCACAGUAACCACGGAGGGCCUUCCUCAGAGAAAAUCAACAACGUCCACCCGGGUCUCCACGGCGCCGCCAAGCCGACAUCAGAGCGCUCAGCGGCGUCCUCGCCACACUCGGCCGCCGCUACGCCCUCGCCGCGCUCGGCAGACCCUCACGCCGCCAACAGCCUCUCCUGCCUUAACAGCCCGUCCAACACCAACAGCCAGGGGCCCACGCUCAACGGGAAGGGGCCGGAGGACUCCCGCAGCCCCGUGAAGGUGGAGCCUCCUGCAGGAGCUCUCAGACACAACGCCCCCGCCGCUCUGGCUCCCUGGUCCUCCUUCUCCAUCUACCCCAGCUCCAGCGAAGUCCUCAAAGCCUGCAGGAAUCUGGGGAAGAACGGUCUGUCGACGAGCAGCAUCCUCUUGGACAAGUGUCCCCCGCCGCGACCCCCUCGCCAGCCCUCCCCUCCGCUGCCAAAGGACAAACUCAACCCUCCGACGCCCAGUAUUUAUCUAGAAAACAAGAGGGACGCCUUCUUCCCUCCUCUCCAUCAGUUCUGCACCAACUCGGCCAACCCGGUCACCGUCAUCAGAGGACUGGCAGGAGCUCUUAAACUCGACUUGGGCCUGUUCUCCACCAAGACGCUGGUGGAGGCCAACCCGGACCACCUGGUGGAGGUGCGGACCCAGUUAGCUCAGCCCACCGACGAGAACUGGGACCCCAGCGGCAGCAGGAAGAUGUGGCGAUGCGAGAGCAGCCGCUCCCUCACCACCAUCAUCAAAUACGCCCAGUACCAGGCCUCGUCCUUCCAGGAGUCUCUGCGGGAGGAGAACGAGAAGAAGAAGGAGAUGGACGCAGAAGCGAGUUCCUCAGACAGUGCGAUGCGGCGGAGGAAAGGCCCUUUCAAACACAUCAAGUUCGGCACCAACAUCGACCUCUCCGACGAGAAGAAGUGGAAGCAGCAGCUGCAGGAACUGGCCAAGCUGCCGGCGUUUGCUCGGGUGGUGUCGGCCGGGAACCUGCUGAGCCACGUGGGACACACCAUCCUGGGCAUGAACACCGUGCAGCUCUACAUGAAGGUGCCAGGCAGCAGGACGCCAGGUCAUCAAGAGAACAACAACUUCUGCUCGGUCAACAUCAACAUCGGUCCCGGGGACUGUGAGUGGUUCGCGGUGCCGGAGCCGUACUGGGGCGUCAUCAACGACUUCUGCGAAAAGAACAACAUCAACUUCCUGAUGGGCUCGUGGUGGCCCAACCUGGAGGACCUGUACGAGACCAACGUGCCUGUUUACCGCUUCAUCCAGCGCCCCGGAGACCUAGUGUGGCUCAACACGGGCACCAUCCACUGGGUGCAGGCCAUCGGCUGGUGCAACAACAUCGCGUGGAACGUCGGACCCCUCACAGCACAUCAGUACAAACUGGCCGUGGAGCGCUACGAGUGGAACAAGCUGCAGAGCGUCAAGUCCAUCGUUCCCAUGAUCCACCUCUCCUGGAACAUGGCGAGGAACAUCAAAGUGUCCGACCACAGGCUGUUUGAGAUGAUCAAGUAUUGUUUGUUACGGACUCUGAAACAGUGUCAGAUGCAGCGGGAACUGCUGUUGGCUGCUGGGAAGGAGCUGGUUUGGCACGGGAGGACGCAGAACGAGCCGGCGCAUUACUGCAGCAUCUGUGAGGUGGAGGUGUUCGACCUGCUGUUCGUCACAAGCGAGAGCAACAGCAGGAAGACGUACGUGGUGCACUGCCAGGACUGCGCCCGCAGGGGGAGCAGCAGCAACCUGGACAACUUUGUGGUGCUGGAGCAGUACAAGAUCGAGGACCUGAUGCAGGUUUACGACCAGUUCACACUCGCCAGUCCCCUGCCUUCCUCCUCGUGAUGCUGACGCUCCGUUUGUGCUGCGGACGGGUCGACGGGUCGACGGGUCGACGGGCCGACGGACUCGGACGAAUCAGAAACUCUCCGGGAAAAGAAACACUUUUUUUUUUUUUUUUUUUUUUCUCUGAUAUUCAGGAAGAAGCCGACAGUCCUCCAACUGCGCUCUGUAGCUAUCCCAUAAGGCAGCUGCGUGAAAGCUGUGUGUCUAUGCAACCUGCCCACAGUGGUGUGUGCCCUGACCCCCCCCACCCCCACCCCCCAAGAGGAUUGGAUGGUGGCGGGGGGGGCAGCUCCUCCUUUCAUCGUCAUGACCAGACUGUUCUACUGCUGGCCCAGCUGGACUCCACUAGAAAACACAACACAGGACCCCCCCCCCCCACACACACACACACACACACACACACACACACACACACAUAAAAAUGAUGAAAUAAAGUUUUGUACAUAUUAAGUUUUAACUGGCAACAGUCACACAGAGACUACUGACUUGAUAGUUUUCUUUUUCCAUUUUUUCAGUUUUUUUUUUUUUGUUUUGUUUUUUGUUUUAGUUUUUUUUAAACUGUUUGUGGGUUGACACCAGAGCUUCACCCCCCCCCCCCCCCCCCCUCCAUGAGAUGAGUCAUUAGCCUAGCAGAUCUUUUGUAUGUUAGACUCCUCAGUCAGGAAAACCAGAUAAAAACUGUUUUGUAAUGUGAAAAGUUGAGUGACACAUUUCUUUACAACCCCCCCCCCCCCUUUUUUUUCUAAGCGUUAAAUGACGAGUCUUUGUUACGUUGAGGGAGAGGAAAUCAUUCGUAGACAAACAGCCAAGUCACAGAAAAAGGGUUGCACAUAGACAAAAAGAGUGAACUUUAAUUUGUGUUUUUUCUUUUUUUUUUUUUUUUUUUAUUUUGAUGUAAAUUUACACUAUUUAUAAAAUGCAUAUUUAUUGCUUGAAAAUAUUUGUUGAUGGAAUGCUGUAAUUUUUUUUCCAGAGUACCUGCCAUUAAAUUUGAAGGCGCCUUGUGAUUUUAAGCUCGGCCCCUCAUACGUUUUCUAUAUAAAUAAAACUGCUUAGUAAGCGUUGUACAGAGACCUCGAGAUGGGUUUAUUGUUUGAAGGAUGUUUUAUGCGUCAAUAAACAAAAACUGUCUUUAUUUA